This is a messenger RNA of Sphenostylis stenocarpa, 723 nucleotides long. The record is from the annotation of a GenBank genome assembly. Lineage: Eukaryota; Viridiplantae; Streptophyta; Magnoliopsida; Fabales; Fabaceae.
AUGUUUCACGAGAGCAGCGUGACUCGGUGGCCGAUUCAGCCGGUCCAGCGUACUGAGUGGACUCGUUACCAUGACAAGCUCUUCGAGCGCGCUCUGCUCUUCGUGCCGGAGGACCUCCCCGACCGCUGGGACCAGAUCGCCGACCAGGUUCCCGGCAAGUCGCCGGCGGAGGUCAGGGAACACUACGACGCCCUCGUCCACGACGUCUUCGAGAUCGACUCUGGUCGAGUCGAGGUCCCGAGUUACGUCGAUGACUUGGCGCCGCAACUCAGUGGCGGUGCCGGAAUUUCGACGUGGGACAGCGCUAGUCAGAUCUCAUUCGGGUCCAAACCGAAGCAGGGCGAGAACGAAAGGAAGAAAGGCACUCCUUGGACGGAAGAGGAACAUAGGCUGUUUCUCAUUGGGCUCAGUAAAUUUGGAAAAGGAGAUUGGAGAAGCAUUUCAAGAAAUGUUGUAGUGACAAGAACACCAACUCAAGUAGCGAGUCAUGCUCAGAAAUACUUUCUUCGCCAGAAUUCUGGGAAGAAGGAGAGGAAAAGAUCAAGCAUCCAUGACAUAACCACUGUGGACAGUAACUCAGUGCCUGUGCCCAUUGAUCAGAACUGGGUUCCUCCUCCAGGUGGUUCAAUGCAGCAGUCACGAGACAUGCUGCAGUACCCUUCCAACAACAUUCAUGAUCAAAUGGGUCCAUUUGGGUAUUCAAACUAUGGUUUUGAAAUGUGA